UUUCAGCUCCAACAAGUCCUAACAUUGACUACAAAAUUGAAAGCCGAUAUUUUCUCGGGUCAUCAGUAAGGACAAUCUGCUGUCUCACUUCUGGCCUGGAGUGCCACAUACUUGUUUGCUGCCUUUUCCUAAAGGGGCAAUUGUGGCUGGGGUGGAGUAUGCUCGGAAUGGUCGGCUCAAUCACUCACAGUGACGUAGUGGCUCCAGGUACAGGCAUUCUCUUCUCCCCCCAGCUCCUCCAUUACUCUAUCCACAACUCUACUAUACAUCAGCCACCUUCAAAACUCACCCUCCAAAGCUGUGCCGAACAGUCAUAACAUUUUCUUUCCGACCACGAGCUCCCCACACCACUGAAAGCAAUUGACCCUCCACACGCAUACAACAAUGGACGUCUACUACUUCUACAGUUAUGGCACUGCGGCAUGGCUCGCAACGCAAGCAGCGCCGCUGAUCGCGUCGCCUACCAUGAUUGUCGCGCUGCUAUCGCCUGAGGUGCGGGAGGCCUCCACUCUUGAAGUGUACUUCUCCCGCUCCGUUGGCUUUUCGCUCCUCACUAUUGGCGCGCUCAACAUCCUUCUCACGGGAUCCGUACCAUUGAGUAGCAGAUUGUCGGAGGGAGCGACUACCGACGCCGCAGACCCCAAAGCCCCAUAUGCUCUCCCUACACUCACAAUAACCGCCUUGUUCCAUGCCGCCGCCGGUUUCUAUUCAUACGCGAUGUGGACUGAGACGGGUGUCACUUCAUUUGCUUUUGGUGUAAUGGGUAGCGGGUUCCUCUGCGCUGUGGCACUCUGGUGCAUCUUAUUUGCAAGCACAAACGGCAGGAUUAGUCGAAAGACGGGUGCCGACAAGCGGACCAGCGGAUUCCCGUUCAAGAACGCUGAGGCGGACAAAAAGAAGGGCAGAUAA
Molecule: messenger RNA, 909 nt
Organism: Periconia digitata
Lineage: Eukaryota; Fungi; Ascomycota; Dothideomycetes; Pleosporales; Periconiaceae
Source: the annotation of a GenBank genome assembly